Molecule: messenger RNA, 875 nt
Organism: Brassica napus (rape)
Lineage: Eukaryota; Viridiplantae; Streptophyta; Magnoliopsida; Brassicales; Brassicaceae
Exons: 1
Coding region: 117-620 (167 amino acids)
Source: RefSeq, a predicted model, not a curated record
CACCAAUGUUCUUUUCCAUUCUAAGUAAGCAACAUCAUCUUAUAUAUUACUAUUCACCGUAAACGAAACACCAUUAUCAAUCUUUGUUAAAGCUUAUAGCUAUUACAAAGAAAAAAAUGAAGAAAGUUAAGGCAUUUAUGAAACAGAUCACGAGUGCCUUCAAAACAAGACUCCUCAUGUUGUCCCUCGUGAAAGACAAGAAGCUAGGGUUCCGCUCAAUUUCCAACAAGAUCCACAACCUCCUAGGUCAUGCAGAUCAAGACCAAGACAACGACCACGACGAAGACGAGAGCAAGGCUAUAAUCCUCUACAAUAAUGGGGUAUCCACAGUGGCUAACCAUGAGAGUUACGAAGUACAGGAGGAAAACGACAAGUAUCCUGAUAUGACCCACAAGUUGUUCGAAGGAGAGGAGGAUUUUGAGGAGUUGGAGGAAUGUCAAGGAAAUUCUGUGAUAGAUAUGGUGAGGAGCUCGAAGGAAGAAGAAGGAGGAAGUUUCAAGCUAGAAGAUGAGAUCGACCAUGUCGCAGAUCUCUUCAUUUCAAGGUUUCAUAAGCAGAUGAAGCUUCAAAAACUCUUGUCAUUCAAGAGGUAUCAGGAAAUGCUAGCCCGAGGCACUUAAAACUCAUAUCUAUUUACUUACACAUGCAUGUUGCCACACAGAUAUGAAGAAAAAAAAUAAUAUUGUGUGUUCUUGAUCAUAAAUCCUCCGUGCCUCUUAUUUGCUAGGAUCAAAUAUUAUGAUCUAUUAAUGUUUUUUUAGUUAUCAAGCUAGGGUGAAAGAAGAUCUGUUUUGCAAUGUGUUUUCUCCUCGAGGUUAUAUAUGUCUAAGAUCUUUGAUGUGUUACAAUAUAAGACAUUACUCUUCUUCUUUUCC